Messenger RNA from Oncorhynchus masou masou (cherry salmon), 693 nucleotides. RefSeq lists its product as uncharacterized. Bases 19 to 678 code for a protein of 219 amino acids. The transcript has 6 exons. Lineage: Eukaryota; Metazoa; Chordata; Actinopteri; Salmoniformes; Salmonidae. The record is from RefSeq and is a predicted model, not a curated record.
UGUGUGUGUGGAUUAAACAUGAACGGGCCAAAACGGACAUGGCAGCAGGUCAAAAUCAAAUACAAGAACAUUCUGCAGAAUGCAGUGAAAAAGAAUACCCACAGACAAGGCACGGGUGGUGGGUCACCAAAGGCUGACCUUACCCCAGCAGAGGACAUGGCCUUGGAGCUAAAUAAAGGCAGGCCCGUCUUAGAGGGGAUCCCUGGGGGGAAAGAGACGAGCAUAGGUUCCUCCCAAGAUGCCACCCGCUUCAUUCAAGUGUCUGGCAGCACUGUGUUCCUGUUAGAGCCACCAGCACAAGCACCAGACGAUGCUGAUCCAGGUGAAGGCCCCAGUGCAGCAGCAACAGCACAUGAUGGAGACGAUGAUGAGGAGGAGACCAUCUCUCUGGAUUCCAGAAGGCAUGAGGACCCAGAUGCUAUACAGUGGGAAAACCAGCCUGGCAACAUAAGCUCACAAGCUAUCAGAAAGUUGUAUGGCAACCACCUCCGGCACCAAAUAGAACUGGCAGACAUAGACAUUCAGUACAAGAAGAAAAAGAUGGAAAAUCUUGCACUGGAGUCCGAAAUAAAAAAGAGGACAAUUAGGAAACUGGACCUUGAAAUAAAAAAACUUGAGAGGGAGGUGAGAUAUGCCUUCAAUGUACACUGUAUGCUAACUGUAACACAAAUGUAUUAAUCAUUAUUUUCUUUC